AUGACCGCCGAAGUAUCCCACGGCCGGGGAGGCGCCGGCAACAUCAACCCCGACGAGACAAAGUAUGUCGAUGGCGAGGUUGUCCGCACAGGAGUUGAAGGAAGCCAUGGCGACGGAGCGUACAGCUCUGGUAGAGGAGGUGCCGGGAACAUUGGCGACGUUGGAGCGCCAGCUACACAGCGCAAGGAUCGCGAUCUUAUCCCAGAUGUAGCCACUCGCCCUAGCUGCGACAAGCAGGACUUUCACACAGGUCGUGGCGGAGCUGGUAAUGAGCAUUCAGCACACGAUCAUAAGAACGGAAACGGCCAUGGCAAGGAAGCAGAGGUAGCUGCGGCUACGGUUGAUACAAAGAAGUUGGAAAGCCCGACAAGCCUGGCGGAUAAGCUUAAGCAUAAGUUGUUUGGUGCGCUUAAGGCGUGA
Molecule: messenger RNA, 420 nt
Organism: [Torrubiella] hemipterigena
Lineage: Eukaryota; Fungi; Ascomycota; Sordariomycetes; Hypocreales; Clavicipitaceae
Source: the annotation of a GenBank genome assembly